Messenger RNA from Prorocentrum cordatum, 993 nucleotides. The record is from the annotation of a GenBank genome assembly. Lineage: Eukaryota; Dinophyceae; Prorocentrales; Prorocentraceae.
AUGGCGCUGCAGGCGCGUCAGGAGGAGCAGAUCUUGCAGUACAUCGAGGAAAGCAAUUCCUCGGGGAGGUUGGCAUCGGGGUGGGAUCAACUGAAGGAGUUCCUGCUGGCGGAGGGGCUAGCGUAUUACCAGCAGGUCCCACCGAACCAGAUGGGCAUCGACAUUCGGAACCGCAGCGGUUCGUUAGUGAACCCUGCGCGGGCUCGCAAUUUAGGCGCGAAGAUUUGCGCCCAGGGCUUCGUCUUGGCCAAGACGGCUGCAGCCGCUGCCUUCGAGGCCCCGCAGGGGGCGCAGUUGGAAGAGACCGCGAUGGCGAACGACCCCCUUUCGCGGCUCAGCGGGGGUCGGUGCCCCCCGCUGGACUCAUUGCGGUAUACGUCAGUGGGCGGCUCCCACACGAACGUCUUCCUCCGCUGCGUGCUGGCCAAGGCGCCGACCACAGUGAAGGCGCUGGCAGACUCUCGGGACAACAUCGACUCCGAAAAGCUGUGCGCGUUGCACCCGCAACUUGCGACGGCAGUCAAAAAGGGCCUGACGUGGUUGAUCAUCAAGCACGCGGUGGCCAAAGUGAAGGGCCUCAAGAACUUCGUGCAGAGGGCUUUGAACGCCGACGUCAGGGAGGCGGUUCACGAGACCGAGAUCAUUCGGUCAGGUGGGCGGAUGCUCUUGGCACACAGCCUCGCUGAGGGUUCCAGCAAGCCCGAUUGGCGCGACAUCGCCGAGCAAGCGGGCCACGCGAACCCACCUUGCAAGGCGUGGAUCGCUGACUUGUGCAAGUUUGUUGAGCUCGGGCCACAAAACGGAGAACUUCUCCGUGAAAUAGAUGAAGCCCUCAAGACCUUCACGAAUGUGGACGUCUCGGGGCAAACUUUGAUGUGCGGCUCUGAAUUCUGGCGCAAGUUGAAUUCGAUUAAAUGGGGGAAGCACCAGGAGUCGUACCCGCAUGUCGUAGCGGCGCUCGUGAAGGCCAACUAUUCAGGCGAGCACGUGGUG